ACCCCAAAUCCAUAUCCAUCUUUCUUCCUCUUUUCCUCUGUUUGUAGCCCACACUCACGACCGCCGUUGACCGACCAAGCGGCCGCCGUUAAUUAAGCUGUCAACGCCGCUACUGCGCUCGUCGGUUAACGGCGUCCUUCUGAUUCCCAUCGUAACCACUGUGAUUGAUAGAGUUUAGCAGGAAAAAUAAUAAUUCAUGGCUCUUCGUUUUGAGAUUCUUGGGAAGUUCAAUCGUGCUCGGGCAGCUCGACUUACACUUCCUCACUUUGUGUGCCAGACACCUUUAUUUAUGCCUGUGGGUACACAAGGUACAAUAAAAGGUUUGACGACCAGUCAGCUUGAGGACAUUGGAUGCCAAAUAAUUCUUGGAAACACCUAUCACUUGGCCCUCCGUCCCACUUCUGAGCUCAUUGAUGAGUUGGGAGGGCUCCAUAAAUUUAUGAAUUGGCCUAGGGGGUUGCUUACUGACUCAGGUGGCUUUCAAAUGGUUUCCUUAUUGCAUUUGGCUGACAUUACAGAACAGGGUGUCACCUUUCAGUCACCGGUUGAUGGGAAACCCAUGUUACUCACUCCAGAAGAGUCAAUACAGAUACAAAAUCGAAUAGGAGCUGAUAUUAUAAUGGCUCUUGACGAUGUUGUGAAAACCACUAUUACAGGUCCACGGAUUGAAGAGGCAAUGUAUCGUACCCUUCGUUGGAUAGAUAGGUGCAUUGCAGCACACGAAAGACCCCAUGAUCAGAAUUUAUUCGGAAUUGUGCAAGGUGGCUUGGAUCCAGUUUUAAGGGAUAUAUGUGUCAAAGGCUUGGUAGACCGUAAAUUACCUGGCUAUGCGAUUGGCGGUCUUGCUGGAGGCGAAGAUAAAGAUUCAUUUUGGCGUGUUGUAGCCCAAUGUACAGCUGCAUUGCCUGAGGAUAAACCGCGCUAUGUUAUGGGUGUUGGCUAUCCUCUAGACAUCGUAGUUUGCAGUGCAUUAGGUGCUGACAUGUAUGAUUGCGUCUACCCCACACGUACUGCUCGAUUUGGGACAGCUCUUGUGCCCGAGGGGGUUUUAAAACUUAAACACCAAGCAAUGGCUGAUGACACUCAACCGAUUGAUCCAACAUGUGAAUGCAUGGUAUGUAAAACUUACUCGAGAGCAUACAUUCACUGCCUUGUCACUAAAGAUGCAAUGGGAUCUCAGCUUCUUUCGUACCACAAUUUAUUUUACAUGUUGAAGCUUAGCAGGGAUUUGCACACAUCAAUUGUCAAUGGCCAGUUUCCAGAGUUUGUUUGCAAAUUCCUCCAGAAAAUGUUUCCAAAAGGAGACGUUCCUCAGUGGGUUUGCAAUGCUAUGGAGGUAGCUGGUAUUGACAUAACAUCCUGCUGUAGCCCCUUUCCAUUGUCGCUGAUCGACUCUCAAGUGGGAACUGUCAAGUAUUCUAGGAAAAACUCAAUUAAAGUGGUACAUACCAAUGAUCAAUGAGGAGGCAAAAAGAUAGAGAGAUAUAUACACAGCUCCAUAUAAUUUGUAGUCAAUAUGGUGCAAUUUUGUCUAGGGUUAUUAUUUAUUAACAUUUGAGGUCCAAGUGCAUUGUUGUAAACUGUUUUAGAUAAAUUUUGAUCAUUAAUCUCAUUUUAUGAAGCUAAUAUGUUCAACAUA
Molecule: messenger RNA, 1639 nt
Organism: Salvia hispanica
Lineage: Eukaryota; Viridiplantae; Streptophyta; Magnoliopsida; Lamiales; Lamiaceae
Cellular component (GO): cytosol
Molecular function (GO): tRNA-guanosine(34) queuine transglycosylase activity
Source: RefSeq, a predicted model, not a curated record